UUAAAGGCUUGGCUAGCUUGUCUUUCUUUUUACAGGAGACCGAGGCUCAACCAAGGACUCUUGUGAGAUGUUACCUGUGUUGAUGCUGAGGAUUGUCUGCGGACUAAUGCUCUAUGCCUCCUUUUGUGAACCCGACACUCAGCCUUGUGUCCCACGACAAACUGUGCCCCUUCAGGAUCUGAACACAUUCAGCAAGGAUGGGAUUUACGACUACAAUACCAUGCUUAUUAUGGAGCAUCUGGGAGUGUUGGUGGUGGCAGCCAGAGAUGCCAUUUUUGCCUUGGAGAUCAAUAACAUCUCUGUCAAGAUGGCUGAGGUGGACUGGCCGGCGACCGACAAGUCAGAAUGCAUGCGAGGUCAUCCCAACAGGGAGCUGAAUUGUCACAAUUAUAUUCGGACCCUCCACAACGUGCACAGUACCACGAUGUUCGUGUGUGGCUCCAACGCUUUUGAUCCCCUGUGUGACUCUUUGACUUACGAGGGAGGACAGCUGAAACUGAUGGGUAAACACCUCAAUGGACAGAGGCGUGCUUCUUAUUUACCAUUUGAAGGAUAUGCUUCCGUCAUGGUUGGGGGGGAUCUGUAUGCUGCAACAGUGGUACACGGAACUUCACCUGGACCGAUGCUAAUGCACACCACAGAGUACUAUAAAGGGACUAGAACUAAAGAUGGAUGGAUGACAGAUCCUGUCUUUGUCCAUAUCGACUUUGUGGAUGAAACUGACAGGGAUGAAUAUUCCAUUAGUGCCAACGACGCCAAAAUCUACUUAGUUUUCUCUGAAACGGAGCAUCACGGCAUGGUUCGAGUAUCGCGCGUGUCGCGUGUACGCCAGGCGGACUGGGGCAGCUCGGCUAGCCCGUUCUGGACUUCGUUCCAAAAAGCAACACUGGAUUGCUCGUUGCCCGAUGAGAACUGGACCCCCGUUGUGCAGAGUGCCUUCCUGUUGAUGCAUGAGAACUGGAAGGAAAGUCUGUUCUAUGCUGUCUUCACAUCACCGUGGGAUCGCGUAUCGACCCUGUGUGUGUACAGCAUGUCGUCCAUCAGCAAAACCUUGGACAGUAGCCAAGUCUACAGUCCAGGAUCAGUCUCAGGACCUGUUAGACCUAUGCUGACGAAUGGGCCUCUGCUGAUCAAAGAGGGAGCCUUGCUCAGCCAGAUAGUCGUCGAAAGUGUGACUGCACUGGAUGGACAGAGACAUGAUGUCAUGUUCAUUGGCACUGAGAACGGCUUUAUUCAGAAGGCCGUCAACCACAACGGAGAGACUUUCAUCAUUGAGGAGAUUCAAGUGUACCCAACUGAACGCAUCAGGACGCUCCACUUGUUGUCCGUCAAGGGGCAGCUGUUUGUGGGGUCAAGAGUAGGUGUGGUCCAGAUGCCAGUCAGUAAUUGCAGUCGACACGUCACGUGCCCGGACUGUAUCCUAGCCAGAGACCCCUAUUGUGCCUGGAAUCUGUCUGCAAAAGUCUGUUUCCCCAUCCGUGGCUUGUCCUCGUCCCCCACUGCGUCUACUGCAAUACAGAGUUUGAAAGAAUUCUUCAGAUGUCCAAAACCUGAUCCAGUACCAGUGGUGGACUACAGGUUGGUUCCAGGGAUCAACAUGCAGCUGACUUGCCAGGCUACCUCCAACCUUGCGGAGGUCAUGUGGCAGUUUGCCAAUGAAACACUUAACUCCACAAGUAAAUACAGCAUUCACAGCCAAGGUCUCAUUAUCCUGAACACCUCUGAAUUGGAUGCCGGCCUGUACACGUGUAACUCCUCAGAACUCAUCAACGGAACCUUGUAUUGUCGGCGUGUAGCUGCUUAUCGAGUACAGGUUGACUGCUGCGGGUCACUUAAUUCUGUGUUAGAUUGUUUCCUUGGGCCAACUUUUCUUGUGCCUUUGGUUCUCCUUUUCAUGCUUUGCCUCACCCUGGUGACCUUCAUAAUAUGGACAUGGAGAAGACGUAGGUAUAUGGUUCAGCAGACAGAUAACACAGAAUUGAUAGCUACAAGCAUAAAUCUCGAAUGAGACCAAUGUACUCUGCAGUCAAUUGGAUUCAUUUUCACAGUGUGAUGGGACUCCAACCUGUGAUCAUUUGCUAGGAAAUGAUUUGGAAGGGCAUGCUUCUAUAACGUCAAAAAAGUCAAGAGAUUGAGCACAAACCAAGCAUGAAGUUAAAGGAAUUGUCUACGGCCUCUUAAGACCGGUUUGCUUCAGGGGACGGUUUUGGAGAUGUGUACAGACAUUUUGAUGUUUGAAUAUUUCAUUCCCGCUUUUGUGUCAUGUUACAUUGUAGGAGACUGGACUGUCUCAGAAUUGUUUAUUCCAUUGUUGUGCCC
Molecule: messenger RNA, 2319 nt
Organism: Hippocampus comes (tiger tail seahorse)
Lineage: Eukaryota; Metazoa; Chordata; Actinopteri; Syngnathiformes; Syngnathidae
Product: semaphorin-4E-like
Exons: 13
Coding region: 68-2008 (646 amino acids)
Biological process (GO): ossification involved in bone maturation; neural crest cell migration; axon guidance
Cellular component (GO): plasma membrane
Molecular function (GO): chemorepellent activity; semaphorin receptor binding
Source: RefSeq, a predicted model, not a curated record